AUGGCGAUGGCGUCUUCAGUUUCAAAGAAAUUCCUCCCCCCAAAUGCGUUCAUAAAACGAGAAACACAAUACGAGCCUUUAACAAGCGGCGAAAAUGAUAUAGAAAGCGAAAGCGGUAGCGACACACUUCUGUUAUUAUCGAAACGCGGAUUCAAUAGCGUCAGUUUCUUCUCGUGGCUCGUAAUCAUUGCCAAUCUUGUAAUUUUCGUUUUCUCAGGCUCUGCUCUCUUCCAUACCUAUAAAAGAGGCGAAAAGAUCCAUAUAAAUGAGAAUUUGAAGACGUUGUCACUAUACUUUGGGUGUCCCUGCAACCACGUUGUAAGGAAACAAGCUAUUUACAAAGUACUCAGCUCCCCUCCUCAGCGCCAUCGAAAUCCCCCUCACAACUCGCAUGAGCCUAGCACAAUACGGAGAUGGCGGCUCCACAAUCUACAGCGACCCCCCAAGUCCAGAAGUAGAUGCCAUUGGUCACGCCUAAGCCCCGAGCACAUCUGGUCCGUCUCUCACUCGGACAUUUUAAAGAUGCGGAAAGACCCUGAGGUUGUAGCCAAACUUCCACCAGAGUACGGAGAAAAUGCCUACGUCGGAAAAGCCCUCGCAUUUCAUCACAUCUACUGCCUAAACAGCAUCCGACAAGCCCUGUACAAAGACUACUACUACCCCGAUGGUGACCCCUAUCCUCUAUUCAAUCUUCAUACUAGCCAUUGUAUUCAGGUGUUAUUGGAACAUUUAAUGUGUGAGCCCGAUCCAGGGAUUUAUCUGUUUAGGUGGAUGGACAAGUAUCCGAUGCCGAUUGCGGAUACGAAUAUUUGGAGUCGGUGUUGGGAUUUUGAGAGUUUUUUGGAACAGUAUCGGAGCAUGGCCAUUUCGAAUAUUUCGGAGUUGGAUUUAGUGAAGCCGGACUAUGGGAAGUUUGUUCCUGCGCCGACUUUUAUUGUUGAGACGCUUGAGAAUGCGACUAAGGUAGAGGAUGGAAGUGUGUAA
Hyaloscypha bicolor E is the source of this 984-nucleotide messenger RNA. RefSeq lists its product as uncharacterized. The record is from RefSeq and is a predicted model, not a curated record. The transcript has a single exon. Gene Ontology annotation, biological process: mycotoxin biosynthetic process. Bases 1 to 984 code for a protein of 327 amino acids. NCBI's taxonomy places the organism in Eukaryota, Fungi, Ascomycota, Leotiomycetes, Helotiales, Hyaloscyphaceae.